This is a messenger RNA of Gopherus evgoodei (Goodes thornscrub tortoise), 1645 nucleotides long. Its product is annotated as CMRF35-like molecule 2. Gene Ontology annotation, cellular component: plasma membrane. The transcript is spliced from 6 exons. Lineage: Eukaryota; Metazoa; Chordata; Testudines; Testudinidae. The coding region runs from base 220 to 987 and encodes 255 amino acids. The record is from RefSeq and is a predicted model, not a curated record. Gene Ontology annotation, molecular function: transmembrane signaling receptor activity.
GGAUUUUCUCUGUUUUGCUUUGGAUUCUUUUUCCAGUGAAACACCAGCCUCUUCAAAGGGAAGUGUGGCAGCUGAGAGAUCUAGAAACUUCAGAUUACAGAACUGGUCAGUGAGGCUCCAGGUUUCAUCGUCAACUGGCAUAAAAGAAGAAGGGUCCAGAGGUCUCGGAGAAACUUUAUUUUCCCAGGGAGCGAGUCCUGUGCAGAGAAAACCAGGACCAUGAGGAUUGUCCCCGUUUUGGUUUGGAUUCUUUUCCCAGGCUGCUGGGCAGUGACAGGACCUGGCACAGCGCAUGGCCAGCUGGGUGGCUCGGUGUCUGUGGAGUGCCAGUAUGGGGCAGGCUAUGAGGCUUUUCCGAAAUUCUGGUGCAAACGCAAAGUUGUGCUGUGUUUCAAUCACCUCAUCUUUGAGACAACAGGGUUGGAGGCUGAGGAAACAUGGGGCAGAGUCUCCAUCCGUGACAAUCACACCCAGCGCGUUAUCACAGUAACCCUGGAGAACCUGACGCUGGCAGAUGCGGGGACUUACCUCUGUGGGGUAGCCAGGAUUGGCCUCCCUAAUCCCAGGGACUCCGUCAAAGUCAUCAUCUCCCCAGCUGCAGCUCUUCCUUCUUCAAUCUCAACUGAAAAGGCACCACAGGCAACAGACCAGCCGGCUGCUCCUGCCUUCACAUGGAUUUCCACUGGAAGCCACGUAUCUAGCCCAUUUAUGGCCUCAAGUAACAGCUGCUUGGACAGAAGUGACAUCCAAGCACAAACCCAACCCAACAUCCUCUAUCCCUUGUUCCUGAUUGUUCCCAUCUUCCUGUGCAUAGUCUGUGCUGUGAUCUGGGUGAGCAUACAGUACAGGAGGAAUUCCAGGGAGAUGGUGCCAAAUAGACACGCUGAGGAAUUACCCCUCUCCCAGCUAAGGAAUGGGUCAGAAUCCACAAGAAAAGAAUGCAUCCCUCAGCUCUGCCCACAGCAUAAAUCCAUGGAGGGAGUCUGACUUUCCUCUCAUGUAAACAAACUAUUUUCUCCACAUUCUUAGGGGACAGUCUCCUGCAGGUAUCUGUCUCUGUGGUUCCCAUGUCUAGGCUUAGUUCAGCAUCAUAAACACAAUGAAUGGCUGGCAAGAAAAAAGAGGGAGGUAGAUGUUCUUGCAGCCAACUUGGGUGGCCCAGCGCUGAUGGUGCUUAAGAAUUUACCCCCAGAAAAAAAGAUGGAGUUUUCCAAACCUGGCACAAGCCCUUGACACGUGGUUUGAAGCUAGCCAUCAAUCUGAGCUGGCUUGGACACAGCUAAGAGCUAGGAGAGGGAAAGAAGUAACCUCACCAGAAGUGGAGGAGGACCUGUGGAGACUGGCAUUCCUGACAUACUCAGCUAGCACUGUGGCCUUCCAAGAUCAAUUGGCAAUGGACCAUUUAUAGAUGCUCAGCAGGACUUGGACUUGACGAUCAAGAUGAACAAAAGGAGGCCAGAGACACUCCAACAGGCUCUGGGCUUAGCCACAGAGUGUGAAUCUUUUCUUGGAGCACUGCACCAGAAGAGGAAGCAGCUGCUAAAGAGGAAGGUGACUGCCAUGCACCCUAUAGGUGCAGCUUUGUGUUUAACAAGUACGAUGGAGAAGGAGAUUCUAACCUGCUUGAUGACAUUUUUGAACAAUU